GAUGCCGACAUCGUUUGGAAAUUGUAACUAAACAAUGCUGACUUUCCGUGAGCUGAUGUCAUUGAAAAAAAUAAAGUAAAAAAGAUGCCGCUCUUCUACCUGCUUUUAGUGUUUCCUCGCGCAAUUCUUUCUCAAGCACUUAGUCUUUACUCUUUAGGGUAGGCCAGUAAGCCUUUUAUACGUCACAUACUAGUACAGAGUAACUAUAAGAAUGAAUACUGGCUGUACUGCAUUAAGCACAUUAUUUAUUACUUACUUCGUUUUUUGUAAUCCCAUUCUAGCUUGCAAAACGUUACGGUGACGAUCGUCAUAAUCCUGCCUCAACGUGACAGAUCGCGCAAAUGAAUAUGUGCAAAUGUAAAACAGUGCGGUAAAGAAAUGCUUACGCGAGUACCACAUCCAACUUUCUGAGAGCCGUUUGAUUAAAGAUCCAUCCAACUUUCUGAGAGCCGUUUGAUUAAAGAUGAUCAACAGAAUAAUUUCAUAAAUUACUUAAAAAGACAAAGACAGAACUCAAAACAGCAACAAAAUUUUCUGCAAAAGAAGAACUAUUUGCUCAACUUGGCUUGACGCAGACCAGCCGCCACAGCGAAGUAUUUACCUGACUACUGUGUUAGGAGCGUGGCUCUGUUCGUUAGGUUGCCGGCUGUACGGAGAAUAUCUUACGAUAUUCUGCUGUACGCCGAUAGCCUAGUGGUGCCUCUCUCGGCCUUAGAGUAUAGAGGUUGUGGGUUCGAUUCCCUCAAUCGGCAGAUUUUUUUGCGAGUUCUGUAGUCAGCAGCGGCCAGUCUGGCAACUGGUUCGCGCACGUAGGAGACAGGAGUUUGCACUUUGCAGUCGCGUAGAAAAACACAAGUCUAAAGUUCCGAGUCUAUCGAAGCCGCGAUGCACUUGCUUGCAUAACCAUCGUCGACAAGCUAGGAACCGACCUUAUCAAUCAGCUGAUUUCUAUCGGUGUAUUUUAGAGACAAUAAUUACUGUAUAUUUUCCAUACUUGUCGGAGAAUUAUGGAUACAACACCCAUUACGACGUUGAAGCUUCUCAUAAUCGGGGAAUCUGGAGUUGGGAAAUCCAGUUUAUUGCUUCGAUUUGCGGAUGAUACCUUCGAUCCUGAAUUGGCUGCUACGAUUGGUGUGGAUUUCAAAGUCAAAAAUCUCAAUUUUAACGGCAACGUAGUCAAAUUGGCUAUCUGGGAUACAGCUGGGCAGGAAAGAUUUCGGACCUUAACGCCGAGCUAUUAUCGAGGUGCCCAAGGGGUUAUUCUGGUGUAUGAUGUCACAUCCAAAAGCUCCUUUCAGAAACUGGAAAUGUGGUUAGGCGAGGUGGACUCGUAUGCGAAUAAGAUGGAUUUAGGUGAAAUGUUGGUUGCCAACAAGAUUGACCAAAGGACGGAGCGAGUUAUCACACGAGAAGACGGGCUGAAAUUUGCACGCAAACAUUCGAUGCUCUUCAUAGAAUGCAGUGCUCGUACGGCAGAUGGAGUGGUCGCCGCCUUCGAAGAGCUGGUCGAGAAAAUUCUCCAGACUCCGGGAUUAUGGGAACAGAAUAUUGCUAAGGGAAUAAAUCUCAGUGAGAAAGCCGAAACGGAUGCAUCUGCUGGCAAUUGCGGUGGAUAUUGCGAAUUAGUAUGAAACUGUUUUCGCUCAUCUCAUUGGAACCUUAAUCCUGUGGAUCUUCGCCUUUGGGAGAAAACCCCUUGUAUGCUGUGGCGCAUUGUGUGCAAUGCCUAAAAACACCUACCACGUUUAGUGAUUUUGUUUUUUUUAAAUACUUCCGGAUUUAUUGUUUGCUAGACUUCCCGUCGUUACUGGUUGUACAGUAUGGAUUUGUUUUGUGAAUUAAUAAAAUG
Molecule: messenger RNA, 1849 nt
Organism: Paramacrobiotus metropolitanus
Lineage: Eukaryota; Metazoa; Tardigrada; Eutardigrada; Parachela; Macrobiotidae
Product: ras-related protein Rab-18-like
Exons: 6
Coding region: 1008-1631 (207 amino acids)
Molecular function (GO): GTP binding; GTPase activity
Source: RefSeq, a predicted model, not a curated record